AUGCGUCCGUGGGUGGGCUCGUGGCGCUGGAUCGCGCUCAUUCUGCUGGCCUGGGGGACGUUGCUUUUUUAUAUUGGAGGUCACCUGGUUAAGGACAGCGAACAUGCGCCACGCUCGAGCCGUGAGCUGGCGAAGAUCCUCACCAAGCUGGAGAGACUCAAACAGCAGAAUGAAGAUCUUCGCCGGAUGGCCCAGUCGCUACGGAUUCCAGAAGGCCACUCGGAUGGACCUAUAUCAUCAGGAAGACUGCGAUCACUUGAGGAACAGCUGAGCCGAGCCAUACAGAAGAUCCACAGUUUCCAAAGAUUGUCUGCAGAAGUGGGUCCGGGUCGAGACCAGGAAGAACUCAGGAGAAAGGUGGAGAAUGGAGUGAGAGAAUUGUGGUAUUUUAUUCGCAGUGAGAUACAGAAGCUGAGUCAUGUAAACCCGACCGAACGACAAAAACAAACUGACAUGCUGCUUCAGGACCUGGGACAUCAACAGAGAACGAUCAUGACAGACCUGUACCAGUUGAGUCAGGUAGAUGGAGCUGGUGAAUGGAGAGAGAAAGAGGCCCGAGAUCUUUCCAGCCUGUUGCAGAACAGAAUCUCCUACCUGCAGAACCCGCAGGACUGCAGUAAAGCCCGUAAGCUGGUGUGUAACAUUAAUAAGGGCUGUGGAUACGGCUGUCAGCUUCAUCACGUGGUGUACUGCUUCAUGAUCGCUUACGGCACACAGAGAGUUCUUAUUCUGGAGUCUCACAACUGGCGUUAUGCUCCCAACGGCUGGGAGACGGUCUUCCGACCCGUCAGCGACACCUGUACGGACCGAUCCGGAGCCACAACCGGACACUGGUCAGGUGAAGCUCAUGACCGUGAUGUUCAGGUGGUGGAAUUGCCCAUCGUUGACAGUCUACACCCCAGACCGCCGUACCUCCCUCUCGCUAUCCCAGAAGACCUAGCGCCCCGAUUGCAGCGGCUGCACGGCGACCCGUCCGUCUGGUGGGUGUCACAGUUCGUCAAGUAUCUGGUCCGCCCGCAGGCAUGGCUGGAGAAGGAGAUCCAGGAAACGGGUGUCAAACUGGGCUUUAAACACCCCAUUGUUGGCGUCCAUGUCAGACGAACAGAUAAAGUUGGGACAGAAGCUGCGUUUCACCCCAUAGAGGAAUACAUGGCACAUGUGGAGGAACAGUUCCAGUAUAUAUCUCAGCGAGCCCAUGUGGAUAAAAAACGAGUAUAUCUGGCCACCGACGACCCAUCGCUGUUACAGGAAGCUAGAACCAAGUACACUGACUAUGAGUUCAUCAGUGAUAACUCCAUCUCUUGGUCUGCGAGUUUGCACAACCGUUACACAGAGAAUUCUCUCCGAGGCGUCAUACUUGACAUCCACUUCCUGUCGCAGACUGACUUCCUGGUUUGCACGUUUUCCUCACAGGUGUGCCGUGUGGCUUACGAAAUCAUGCAGACUCUUCACCCGGACGCCUCGUCUUUCUUCCGUUCUUUGGAUGAUAUUUACUACUUCGGUGGACAGAAUGCACACAAUCAAAUCGCCAUCUACCCGCAUGAGCCCCGCUCGGCCGACGAUAUCCCGCUGGAGCCCGGAGACGUCAUCGGUGUCGCAGGAAACCACUGGGAUGGAUACUCCAAAGGGGUCAACCGCAAACUGGUCCGCACAGGCCUCUACCCAUCCUACAAAGUGAAGGAGAAGAUCGAGACUGUGAAAUACCCCACUUACCCCGAAGCGGACAAGCUGCUGAGCUUAUAG
Xyrauchen texanus (razorback sucker) is the source of this 1743-nucleotide messenger RNA. RefSeq names its product fucosyltransferase 8b (alpha (1,6) fucosyltransferase) (gene fut8b). The record is from RefSeq and is a predicted model, not a curated record. NCBI's taxonomy places the organism in Eukaryota, Metazoa, Chordata, Actinopteri, Cypriniformes, Catostomidae. Gene Ontology annotation, biological process: protein N-linked glycosylation. Gene Ontology annotation, cellular component: Golgi cisterna membrane. The transcript is spliced from 9 exons. Bases 1 to 1743 code for a protein of 580 amino acids. Gene Ontology annotation, molecular function: protein binding; glycoprotein 6-alpha-L-fucosyltransferase activity.